UGAUUCUAUAGUCACAACGUUUCGACAAUAAAACCCCACACACCCUUUCCUCUCAUUGGCCUGCGGUCAGGUGGAGUCAUGCGUUCUGGUAGGUGGUGUUUGGAGCUCCCUGUGGACAAAACUCCGGUGCGCUCCUGCUGCUGCUGCUGCUGCUGCAAGUAUCUCACUGCUCGAUUAGGACAGAUCUGCUGAAGAUAUGGCAAACCCUGACAAUGCCAGCGUCGCAACUGCGUACGUCUACAGGGGAACUUUAGUCCACUCGACCGAGCAAACGGCGCUGCAGGUCCUGGAAGAUGCGCUCCUGGGAGUGGACACACACGGAAAGAUUUCCUUCAUUGGUGAAGGCAAGAAGUUAGAAGCACUGUCCCAGGUCUUUGAAUUCAGCCCAUCUCAAGUCAUACAACUCACAGAACAUGAGUUCCUAAUGCCAGGACUGGUAGAUACCCACAUCCAUGCAUGCCAGUACAGCUACGCCGGCACAGCGCUGGACCUUCCUUUGCUGCAGUGGCUCAAUACCUACACCUUUCCUGUGGAGUCACGCUUCAAGGACUUGGAGUUUGCACGCAGAGUCUACACUCACGUAGUGAGAAGGACGCUGACAAACGGAACAACCACUGCAUGUUACUUUGCUAGCAUACAUACAGAUGCCACCCUGUUGUUGGGCCAGAUUGCAAAUGACUUUGGACAGCGUGCCUUGGUGGGUAAGGUGUGUAUGGACAGGAACGAUUCUGUAGAACAUUACAGAGAGAGCAUUCAGGAGUCCCAUGAUGAAACCUGCCGGUUCAUUAAAGAGUUCUUAAACAAGAAGUACCCUCUUGCGAAGCCGGUGGUGACUCCCCGUUUCGCUCCGUCCUGCUCAAGAGAACUGCUAGAACAGCUGGGGGAAAUUGCUAAGAAUAACAACCUGCACAUUCAGAGCCAUAUCAGUGAAAACAAGGAGGAGAUCCAGCUUGUUAAGGAGCUGUUUCCAGAAUCGGAGUCUUACACAGAUGUCUAUCACAAAUAUAACCUUCUCACUGACAAGACAGUGAUGGCCCAUGGCUGCCACCUCAGUGAUAAGGAGCUGGCUGUGUUCAGAGAGACAGGAGCCUCCUUGUCCCACUGUCCCAGCUCCAACUUUUCGCUGUGCAGUGGAGUGUUAAACGUCCGCAACGUCCUGAAACACAAUGUGAAACUUGGGCUGGGAACAGACGUGGCGGGAGGCUAUUCUUCCUCGAUGCUUGAUGCUGUGAGGAGAACUUUAGAUGCAUCCAAAGUCUUGACCAUCCAGGACCCGACACACAAAACACUCACCUUUGAGGAGGUGUUCAGACUGGCCACACUGGGAGGCAGCCAAGCCUUGUCGCUGGAUGACCAAACUGGGAACUUUGAAGUGGGCAAAGACUUUGAUGCCCUGAGGGUGAAUGUAGCAGCUCCUGGUGGACCCAUCGACCUGAUCGAUAGAGAGGAACCAAAGAUUCUUUUGGAAAAGUUCUUGAACUUGGGUGAUGAUCGGAACAUAGUGGAAGUGUUUGUAGCUGGAAAGAAGGUGGUGCCAUUCACAGAGCCAAAUGCAGAGUAAACUGUCUGCUCCUUGUCAUACCUUCACCUCCCUCAAAGCCCAAAAUACUCAUGUAUCUGAAAGAUGAUAUCUACUGUAUGUAGCACAAGCAGUGGCGGCUGGCCAGUAGAGGGCACUCGCAGUGGCUGGUUUAAAAGGUUGUACAACAAAAUAGUAAGUUAAGGGUACCUUCAUUUUUGUCCAGGCCUGUUUCAUAUUCAUACAAAGUAAUCUUCAACAGAAGAGUACUGUCUGUCUGUAUACACACACACACACACACACACACACACACACACACACACACACACACACACACACACACACACACACACAUUUAUUCCCUUGACCAGAUUUUUCUUUGUAUAAAGUUGACUUUAGCACAUCAUCCAGCAAUGUAUUGCACUAAGUAAUGUUUGGAUAGUUGUUCACUGAAAUGUUGAAAUCAUCAAAAUUGUUGCAGAUUGUAUUUUUCUUUGUCUGCUAAUUGAAAAAUCACUUAAUUGUUGCAGUUCUGAUCAGUUAGUAACAUUUAGCUUUAUCACAAAUUACUAUACAGUAUUUUUCUGUUCUAGAAUUAAUGUCUUAAUAUACUUAGCACUUAACAUAAUACUUGAGUCGUCAAUUCAACACUAAUGCACUGUUUCAUGUGCUCAGCUGUAUAUAUAAUUUAUUGCCAAAAUUGUGGUUACGCAAUAUGUUGUGCAUGUCUUGUGCAAAAAUGCCUCAAGUUAUUAAUAUUGGCAUUAAAUAAUGAUUAUUUCACAGAGCACUGAUAUCCUGCCGUUUCUGUUCAGUUGUAUCGGGAUGGUUACUGAAACUGACUUGAUAUGGCACAGCCCCACCUAGAAUAUUUUUCACCAGCCGCCGCUGAGCACAAGAUUAACCAGCUGAAAAGGCCUGUGGUUGCAUGGACUGCACUGUUGCACAACUGCAGAUAAAUAAAUAGGAAAUGAAAUGAAUGAACAGGACAGAUGAUGCAGCUCAGUGAGGGUCACAUCAUACAAGACUGAGGUCAGCUGAACUUGAAUUAACUUUGGUCCGUGUGUCUUUUUAAAGUUAAAAGCCACUUUGAUUUAUAAUAUUAGGAUAAUAUGGAUGUUAAAAAGGGAAUUUAGGAUGAACUAAGUGUGGUGAACUUUGCAUUUUUUUAAUUUCAUUAGCACUUGAUGAUUAACAAGCAGAUUUUUGUUUUUAUCCAAGUUUUGUUCUGGCUCAGACCUUUUAAAAUUUACUUGAGCCUCUCAAAAAGAAACAAACACUGAUGUUGGCAGCCUUUACAAUGUGUUCAAUACAGCAUGUUUUCCAUUGCAUAAUGACAUGAAAGUUAAGUAACAUAAACGUAGGACUUGGUGCUGGUGAUGUAAAGCUGUUCAGUGUAUUUGCAGUGCCUGACCUGAUUAUUUGCAGUGGCUUGACGGUCACAUUUUCCUGCUUGCGUAGCAGGAAAAUGUGACCCAAAGUCUGGAACUGACUUGACUUCUAAUCGUUCAGUUUUUCACUGUACACUCCAUCCUAGUUCAAGUGUUAAAAAUGGCACAGACACAUGAUUCUGUAGCAUUCUCCUCCUGACUGCAGUAGUUUUGUAGAGUACAGUCUGCUGUUCAGUGCAGUAAACAACACAAACUGUUUCAGCAGGAGGACAUUAUGUAUCAUAUGAAAUGAGAAAUGUUUUAACCUUCAUUAGUACUGACACUUGCUCGAUUUCCCUCAAAUUCCACAUUCUGAUUUGACUCAGUGAAAAGCCACUUUGGCCCCUUAUUGUGAGAAUCAGUUUGUUCUAUCAAUUACAGUUCUAAUGUGUGUUAUGUUGCCUUUACAAACUCUCUUUUAAUUGUGUGAAAAUGAAGGAUAUGUAGCUGAAUGUGUGUUUGCUUUGAUGAAUAAUGUUUAGGACAUCUUUACUUUUGUACUGAAAACAUGGAAAAUUUGUAUUAGUAUAUUUUAACAACAGACAUGUCUAUUUUAAAGUCUUGGUCUUUGUACUAUUUGAUAUAUUGCAGCAUGGUAGACUGAAAUAAAGAAUACCACCAA
Molecule: messenger RNA, 3571 nt
Organism: Acanthochromis polyacanthus (spiny chromis)
Lineage: Eukaryota; Metazoa; Chordata; Actinopteri; Pomacentridae
Gene: gda
Product: guanine deaminase
Exons: 14
Coding region: 197-1561 (454 amino acids)
Biological process (GO): guanine catabolic process
Cellular component (GO): cytosol
Molecular function (GO): zinc ion binding; guanine deaminase activity
Source: RefSeq, a predicted model, not a curated record